Messenger RNA from Trichomycterus rosablanca, 3152 nucleotides. It is a transcript of the gene rbm14b, whose product is annotated as RNA binding motif protein 14b. The transcript has 7 exons. Gene Ontology annotation, cellular component: nucleus. Bases 91 to 1752 code for a protein of 553 amino acids. Lineage: Eukaryota; Metazoa; Chordata; Actinopteri; Siluriformes; Trichomycteridae. Gene Ontology annotation, molecular function: mRNA binding; zinc ion binding. The record is from RefSeq and is a predicted model, not a curated record.
CGCGCGCGCGUGUGCGCGUGCUUGUGUGUAUGAGAAGAAUGAAGAGCGGAAGUAGACCAACCAUUUUGAAGUGGUGCAGCGGCUGGCGUGAUGGAUAAGGGCCAUACAGUAAAGCUCUUUGUGGGGAAUCUGGCCCUUGACACUACGCAAGAAGAACUGUCAGCCAUCUUUGAGUCGUAUGGCCAGGUGGUGAACUGCAGCGUCCUCAGGCAGUUCGCCUUCGUCCACUUGCAGGGAGAGGGAGCCGCUGAGCGUGCGAUACGCGAGCUCAAUGGCCGAGAGUUUAAAGGUCGCAACCUGGUGGUGGAGGAGUCCAAGGGACGCCCACUUCACUCCACCAAGGUUUUUGUGGGGAAUCUGAGUGGCAUGUGCACCACAGAAGAUCUGAAAGAGCUGUUCCAGACCUUCGGGAAAGUCUUGGAAUGUGACAAAGUUAAAGGUUAUGCCUUCGUGCACAUGGAGAACAAGGAGGAUGCUCUGCAAGCCAUCGAAGCCCUGCAUGGCACCUCGUUCAAGGGGCGGCCACUGUCCGUAGAGCUUUCCAAAGUCCAGCCCAGCAAACAAACCCCAACUGGAAAAAUCCCCUGUGUGAGCUGUGGUAAGCAGGGUCACUAUGCUGGUGAGUGUCCAAGUGGGAAACCCUCACUGGAGCAGUACCAGAGCCAGGCGGCAGUGCUGGCAGCUGCGGCCGCCGCCGCCGCCGGACUUCCGCUUCAGGUACAACAAAGCGUCCAUAACUCGGUCUACAAUACCACGACAUUUGACCCCACUUACGCUGCUUUGACUGGCCUGACUGCAGCUGGAGCGAGAGCGGAUGGUGGAACUGCAGUCGCACCGGCUGUAUACGGAGCUCUCGCUAACCAGGUGUACGGAACAGUCGCUAACCAGCUCUAUGGUGGUGCAGUAGCUAAUCAGGCACUUAACAGUGGUGCCACCGCAGCUGCAGCACAAGUCUACGGCUCUGUAAACCCAGCCCUCUACGGCCAGUUUUCUAACGGAUCGGUUGCAGCCGCCGCUGCAGCCGGCUACGCCCCGCAUGUUUACACCACCGCAAUGGCAAAUCAUGUCAUCUUGGCUGCAGCACCGACCGUGGACGUUCCUGCCGCUGCUGCCGCCGCUGCAGCAGUAAACCCGGCCUACACCGUAGCUCCAGCCCUCUACACGGCCAGCCCGGCCUACAGUGCCCUGGGAGCAGCUGAUCCGGCAGCCAUCUUCGAAGCAGCGAGGGCACAGUAUUUUGCACAAGGGCAGCAGGUGCUAACAGAGCAACAGGUAGCUAUGACAAAAUCUGGGGAAAGGGACAGGAGUCCACUCAGAAGAUCAGCAUCACUGCUGCCUGACCCAGUUAUGAAACCCUUUAUAUACCAAAGGGCAAAGCGCAGAGCGCUGCUGCCUACUCCUGCUGGCCGGGAAGAGGCUGCUGCACAGGAGGAGGAUCCUGUAGCCAGGUACUAUACGGAGUAUUACCAACAGUACCAGCAGCUCGCCCAGUACAUGCAGUACCCUGCCAUCCAUUACCAGAUGCCAAGCCAUUUGGCUGCAAUGUCUGCCAUCUCUGCUCUGCCUGGUGUUCCAGCCACACUCGACUCGCUCAGGCCAGUGCUGCCCGCCGCCCCCGUGCCCGCCACUGCUGCCAUCGCCGUGGCAACGCCCCGUGUGUAUGAGCCUCCGCCGAUUCCGCCGUCACGCAAGGAUCCCCUCCUGCGCCGCUCCGAACUCGCCCUGCACCCUCCCGAAACGCCCUUCCGAUAGUGUGCACUUCCUCCCACUGUUCCCUCUUCUUUCCCUUUGCGCCAUGUCUCUGACUGUGUGUCGACCAAGAGUGUCUGUGGUUUGUCUGUGGGCCUAGAGGUGUGUGCGUGCGUGCGUGCGUGCGUGCGUGCGUGCGUGUGUGUGUGUGGAUGCCUUGGCUUUUAAGGACUGGAUUCUCUGACCGUGGUCCUGGUCACACACCCAGUGUAGCUAACUAGGGUGAAGAAAGGGAAAGUGCAUGCUUACAUUUAUACACAACGUUACACAUCGUCGCUCUGUUUUAAGUCUUAACCUUAAACCAGCUGUAGGCAGCUUUAAGGUGUAGGCUAGAUCUUAAUUCUUGUGUUUUUAAAUGUAUUUUAUAUACAGUGCUCGUAACCUAUGAAUGAUGCUGUACUUGAGAUUUGUAAGAAUUGCUUAAAAUAGUUAGAGAAACUAUUAACCAGUUUACGUAUGUCUAUAUAAAUAUAUAAGCACAUAUGAAUUAUUGUCAAUUACUAUUAAUGAAUGUAUGUUUACUUUGGAGGUGUGUGAAGUUUUGGACCAGGGUUGGACACAGAGUCAAAUGAAUGGGAGCCUUAAGAGGAGGUGAAAGGACUAGAGACUGCCCCCUCUCCCUCUCUGUUUCUGUGGAUGGGGUCCCCCAAAGGAACAAGAAGGACAGUUAGGAUCGGACAGUGCACAGGAAGCUCUCACCAUUCAGGAACAGCAUCUCAAGAGCAUGGAGGAGAUAUCAGUACACAAAGACAUGUGGACAGGAUUGUAGAAGGGCAUCAACCCAGCAGUAUGAUCUGUAUCUGCUCCUUUGUGCUGGGAGUAGCACUGCCAGAGCCUUACAAAAUGACCUCCAGCUGGAUAUUGAUGUGCAUGUUUCUGACCCAACUGUCAGAAACAGAUUCCGCAAGGUGGCACAGUGCAGCUUGAUUGGUAUUCACCAGAGAACACCAGAAUUGGCAGACCGCCACUGGCACCCCGCUCUGUUCGCAGAUGUGAGCAGGUUCACACUUAGCACAUGAAGCGAGAGGAGACACCAUGGUGAACAUUACUCUGCCUACAACAUAUAAUUCAUGCAGAUUGGAUCAGUCUGUGAUUUACAUUUUUUACUUUGAUUUUCUGUGUGAUUUUAAAUCCAGGUUUUAAUGGUUGAUGAUUGUGGUUUUCACUGACAGUUAUGUCAGUUUGAUUAAAAAAAAAAAACAAUCACAAAUUAUCUCAGUAAUGAUUUUAUAUUACACACACAAACAUGUAAAUAAGGUGAGUGCUGGCAUCACCCUGCCCCUCUACUUCAAGAACUGUGUAACAUGUAAGUGGAAAUUAACAUGAUCAUGCUCAUAUCAACGGACAGUCAAAGCAAUUAAAUCCAUGAGAAAUAAAAUAAAAUAAAAAAACUUUUAAGGAAA